Megalops cyprinoides (Indo-Pacific tarpon) is the source of this 881-nucleotide messenger RNA. RefSeq names its product GS homeobox 1 (gene gsx1). Gene Ontology annotation, molecular function: DNA-binding transcription factor activity, RNA polymerase II-specific; sequence-specific double-stranded DNA binding. Gene Ontology annotation, cellular component: nucleus. Lineage: Eukaryota; Metazoa; Chordata; Actinopteri; Elopiformes; Megalopidae. The transcript has 2 exons. Bases 96 to 827 code for a protein of 243 amino acids. Gene Ontology annotation, biological process: regulation of DNA-templated transcription. The record is from RefSeq and is a predicted model, not a curated record.
ACGCUAACUACACGUCAGAGAGAGAGAGACAGAGAGAGAGAGAAGACAGGCGCAAGAAAACUAAGUUGGUGAAGAGAAGGAACAAGUUCACAAAGAUGCCAAGGUCGUUUCUUGUGGAUUCAUUGAUUUUGAGAGAGGCGAAUGAUAAAGGAAAUGAAAACAAUCCACCCUUAUUUCCGUACGCCGUGCACCCCUCGCACCCUCUCCAUGGGCUUUCCCCUGGGUCCUGCCAUUCUAGGAAAUCGGGCUUGUUGUGCUUCUGUCCGCUUUGCGUGACCGCAUCGCAGCUACAUCCAUCACCUCCAGCCAUCCCGCUCCUCAAGGCUUCCUUCCCCGCCUUCGGUUCUCAGUACUGUCACUCCGCAUUGGCGAGACAGCACACGUCCUCAACCGGCGUCAACCUCAACCACGGCCCGGGGAUAUACCAAGCAGCAUACCCAGUACCGGAUCCGCGUCAAUUUCACUGCAUCUCUAUUGAGAGCAACAGCAGUCAACUCCAGAGCAGUAAGCGCAUGCGCACCGCCUUCACCAGCACUCAGCUCCUGGAGUUGGAGAGGGAGUUCACCUCCAACAUGUACCUCUCGAGACUGAGGCGCAUCGAAAUUGCCACGUAUCUGAAUCUGUCUGAGAAGCAAGUCAAGAUCUGGUUCCAGAACCGCAGAGUCAAGCACAAGAAAGAAGGAAAGAAUGGCUCGCACCGGACGGGUUCUCACAAUUGUAAGUGUUCCUCCCUGUCAUCUGCGAGGUGCUCCGAGGAGGAAGACGACCUACCCAUGUCUCCUUCAUCUUCAGGGAAAGAGGACGGAGAGCUAUCUGUCACCCCUUAAACUUUCCGUGAACCCAGAGACUCGGUCCUCGUGCCACCUGUGGAAUUCUGAAAG